This is a messenger RNA of Megachile rotundata (alfalfa leafcutting bee), 681 nucleotides long. It is a transcript of the gene TfIIA-S, whose product is annotated as general transcription factor IIA subunit 2. The record is from RefSeq and is a predicted model, not a curated record. Lineage: Eukaryota; Metazoa; Arthropoda; Insecta; Hymenoptera; Megachilidae. Gene Ontology annotation, biological process: transcription initiation at RNA polymerase II promoter. Gene Ontology annotation, cellular component: transcription factor TFIIA complex.
UAAAUAGAUGGCAUAACAAAACCUCUAAUUCUUUUGCACAAUUGAUCAUUCAGUACAUAGAACAGGAAGUUCCAUAAGACGAUGGCUCUAUAUCAAUUUUAUAACUAGUCUGUGGUGCAAUCUCUUGUGAAACAAAGUAUACAAACAAGUGCUGUAAGAACUUCACCAGAGAUACAGUUGGAUACAGUUAAUCAACAAAUAUCGUUAAAGGUUUCCAUUACGCAUGAGGGUUAUUUCUUCUUCAGAUAACAUCGAUUUGUUUUAAUAUUGUGCCUAUUAUAUACUAAGUACAAUGUCUUAUCAAUUAUAUCGAAAUACAACGUUAGGUAAUACGUUACAAGAGAGUCUUGACGAACUGAUUCAGUAUGGACAAAUCACACCACAAUUAGCUCUUAAAGUAUUAUUACAAUUUGAUAAGGCAAUAAAUCAAGCACUUGCUACUAGAGUAAAAUCAAGACUUACAUUUAAGGCUGGUAAAUUAAAUACUUAUAGAUUUUGUGAUAAUGUAUGGACAUUUAUGCUUAAUGAUGUUGAAUUUCGUGAAGUUCAGGAAGUUGCAAUGGUAGAUAAAGUAAAAAUUGUUGCUUGCGAUGGAAAAACACUAGAUGCAGAUGCAGCAACAAAACGAUAACGUCACUUUCUUAUACAAUUAAAUAUACACUACUAUUAUAUAACAAGUAA